This is a messenger RNA of Rhizophagus irregularis DAOM 181602=DAOM 197198, 555 nucleotides long. Lineage: Eukaryota; Fungi; Glomeromycota; Glomeromycetes; Glomerales; Glomeraceae. The record is from RefSeq and is a predicted model, not a curated record.
AUGUUUUUUAAGAAAAUCUUACGUAAAAAAAAUAUCAAAAAGCUGGAUUAUAAUCCUGAAUUCAGAAUAACUAUUUUAACUGACUUGCUCCAAACAGCAAAAACUGUUGGUGUGACAGAAGUGAAGGAUGAAGAUUUUUUAAAGGGCAUUGCUCAGAAUGCCGUACAACUUGAAUCAGCUUUAUCAAACCGUAAGCGUAAGGCAAAUUCAAGCUAUCAAAAACCUAUAUUUGUCGUACAAAAACCGAAUGCAGCAGAUUUUCUUAAGGAAUGCAGAGCUCCUAAAGCAGAUUAUGGAGGAGAUCAGGAGGAUACCAGGUGUGAUCAUACUGAGAAUGCUGAGUUUAAGGUCAGAAUCAAGGAACUAGAAAAUGCCGAGCUUAAAGAAAGAGUAACGAAAUUGGAACAGAGGCAGUUACAGAGUGAUAAUACUCCUAACAACAAUUCAUCUAACUUCAGUUUAGUUGCAGACCAUCAUAGAAAAUCAAUAGAAGAUAAAGAGAUGGAUGAGUUCUUGGAUAAGUCUUAUCGCAUAUUUGAUGAUGCAAAGUUUUAA